Nycticebus coucang (slow loris) is the source of this 3376-nucleotide messenger RNA. It is a transcript of the gene DGAT2L6, whose product is annotated as diacylglycerol O-acyltransferase 2 like 6. Gene Ontology annotation, cellular component: endoplasmic reticulum membrane. The transcript has 7 exons. The record is from RefSeq and is a predicted model, not a curated record. Gene Ontology annotation, biological process: lipid metabolic process. The coding region runs from base 73 to 1092 and encodes 339 amino acids. Lineage: Eukaryota; Metazoa; Chordata; Mammalia; Primates; Lorisidae.
AGCAUCUAUAAUCAACUCAGCUUAAGAGAUCUUGGCCUCUGGUUGGAUUUCCUGCCACAGCAGAAUAGCGUCAUGACCAAGGCCUUCUUCUCUGGACUAGAUCUUCGAGAGGGCCUCCAAACCCUCUCUGUUAUGCAGUGGCUCCCAGUCUACGUAUUUUUAGGAGCUAUUCCCAUUCUCUUUAUACCCUACUUUCUGGUGUUCACUAAGUUCUGGUCCUUGGCUGUGCUCGCCUUAGUUUGGCUCGCCUAUGAUUGGAACACCCACAGUCAAGGUGGUAGGCGUUCAGCUUGGGUACGAAACUGGACCCUCUGGAAAUAUUUCAGAAAUUACUUCCCAGUAAAGCUGGUGAAGACGCAUGACCUUUCUCCCAAACACAACUACAUCAUUGCCAACCACCCCCAUGGCAUUGUCUCUUAUGGUGUCUUCAUCAACUUUGCCACUGAGGCCACUGGGUUUGCUCGGAUUUUCCCAUCCAUUACUCCCUUCAUAGGGACCUUGGAAGGGAUCUUCUGGAUCCCAAUUGUGCGAGAAUAUGUGAUGUCAAUGGGUUUGUGCCCAGUUAGUGAGUUGUCCUUGAAGUACUUGCUGACACAGAAAAGCUCAGGCAAUGCUGUGGUUAUUGUGGUGGGUGGAGCUGCCGAAGCCCUCUUGUGCCAGCCAGGAGCCUCCACCAUUUUCCUCAAACAGCGUAAAGGUUUUGUGAAGUUGGCACUGAAGACAGGGGCAUAUAUUGUCCCCUCCUAUUCCUUUGGUGAGAACGAGGUACACAAGCAGGAGACCUUCCCUGAGGGUACAUGGACAAGGUUCUUCCAAAAAACCUUCCAGAACACAUUCAAAAAACUCCUGGGAAUAAAUUUCUGUACCUUUCAUGGUCGGGGCCUCACUCGUGGAUCCUGGGGCUUUCUGCCUUUCAAUCAUCCCAUUACCACUGUUGUUGGGGAACCCCUGCCGAUUCCCAAGAUUGAGAAUCCAGACAAGAAGACAGUGGACAAGUAUCAUGCAUUCUACAUUAGUGCCCUGCGCAAGCUGUUUGAUCAACACAAAGUUGAACAUGGCCUCCCUGAAACCCAAGAGCUGACAAUCAUAUAAAAGGAGCCAGGUUCCCCAUUAAUAAACCCCUAAAGUCAUGAGGUAUUCAACUAGAGUCACAAGGAAGAAACAAUUUGGGGAAAGGGUAAGAUCUCAAGGAUGAGGAGGCCAACCAACCCGGAAACGUUUAACGAAUCAGGGUUCCAGCAAUGGAAUCCCCUCCCAAGUGACCAAAGCAGGUUUGGGGGAAGGAACCAGAGAGGGCUGGCUAGAAAAGGAGGUGGCUCCAUCAUCCCUGGUUAUGUAAAGCAACAAUCCUGUUUGGGAGUCCUGUGAAUCACUCCAGGCAACUCUCUGAUUACAGUAAUAAGAAGCCAAAGAACAUUGUGCCCCUUCCUCUUGAACCUCAGUGACACCCAUCAGUGUUUAGGUUUAGGGGUUGGUUUGUUUCCUCCCAGGCCUUUUUCUUACAAUCUGGGGACUUCUGAAAAAUAAACCAGGGACCUGAACUGUGGCUUCCUUAUCCAAGCAGACAGCAUUCUCUCCAUUGUGACAGAGCUCUCAACUAACAAUACAGUUAUGCUAUUUCAUCUAUAAAAAUAAGGCUCUAAAACAGGAUUCUAGUACUUCCUAAUUACUGUGGUUCAAUGCUGGGCUUCCCCCAAACGUAAGGUUUUCUCUUCUGGCCAGAGAGCUGGUAUGUAGAGUCAUUCUCCUCUUCUUCAUCCACCCUUCAUAUUGUCCCUGACAGAAAAGGUGGAGGAGUGGAACCACAGCUACUACACACUGUAGGAGACAGGAGAAGAAUUGAUGGCAAUUGAUCAUGGUCAAUCCAUGGUUCUCCCAAUCCCACAUUACCAGCCUAAACCAAGGUCAGAAGGAAGGGAGCCACAAGACCAUGCACCAGCUGUAAGUUUGGUUGAUGUCAAGUACCUACUGUGUCCCAGGGACCAUGCCAUCACUUUCACAACUUUUGAGUUUUAAUGCUAACAUCAGCCCUGUGGUAUUGAGAUUUCCAUCAUUUCCAUUUCACAGGAGCUAAAGCUCCUAGAGGUUAAGUAACUUGCCAAAACCACACAACUUUAGAUAGAACUUUAUUUUCCUAAAUGAGAACCUAUGGCCCUUCACCAAAAUUAGUAAGUGUGGGGGGAAAUGGCACAGAGUCUUUUUAUUUUUUAUUUUAUUUAUUUUUUUAUUGUUGGGUAUUCAUUGAGGGUACAAGAAACCAGGUUACACUGAUUGCAUUUGUUAGGUAAAGUCCCUCUUACAAUCAUAUCUUGCCGCCAAAAGGUGUGGCACACACCAAGGUCCCACUCCUCUCCCUCCUUCCCUCUCUCUGCUCUUCCUUUCCCCACCCCUCCCUCCUUCUUUCUUUCUUGGCUCUCCCCUUUCCCCACCCCCACCAUGUCCUUAAGGCACAGAUUCUUCUAUUCAGAGUGUUUCCAGGUAGGCCUCAGGGAAAUAAUUGAUUGAUUUAAAAUAAAAAUCUGAAUGGAAUUGAGAGUACAGAAACAAGCUUAUACAUUUAUGGUCAAAUGAUUGUCACCAAAGGUGUCAAGACAAUUAAAUGGGAGAAAGAAUAGUCUUUUUAACAAAGAAUACUGAAACAACCUGAUGUCUACAUGGACAAUAAUAAAGUUGGACCCUUACCUUAUAUCAUAUAUAAAAAUUGACUCAAAAUGGAUCAAAGUGCUAAAGUAAAAGCCAAAACUAUUAAAAUUAUCAAAUAAAGCAUACAUGUAAGACUUCAUAAUCUCAGAUUAGGCAAUGAUUUCUUAGAUAUGAAACCAAAAGUACAAACAAUAAAAGAAAAACUACAUGUUCUGACAAUUAAAUUCACAAACCCAUCCUAGCCUCUGGAGGCUCUAGGGGAGAAUCCAUUCCCUUGCCUUCUCCUGCUUCUAACAGCUGUCCAUGUUCCUUAACUCAUGGCUAUCUACCAGCGAAGGUAUCAUCUCAACCUCUGCUUCUGUCAUCACAUCUCCUUCUCUGACUCCGAUAUUCCUAUCUCCCUCUUAUAUGAACCCUUGUGAUUACAUUGAGCCUGCAGAGGGUAUCUAGACUAUAUCUCCAUCUCAAGAUCCUUAACUUAAUUAUAUCUGCAAAGUCCCUUUAACCAGUUAAGGUACAAAUUCGCAAGUUUGAGGGGUGGCCAUCCUGGGGGUGGGGAUCAUUAUUCAGCCUACUACAUGAAUCUUUUUUUUUCUAUCAAAGUGAUUUCACUGAAAUAUAAUAAAGUACACUGGCUAUGAGAAUACUCAAUUGUUCUUUGGAUAGUACAGAGAAAAUGGAGGAAUCAAAAGAUGAAAUAUUAAUUGCAAAAGCUCUUGAGCAUCUGUUAUGA